AUGACAUAUGCUCUUUGUGGUUUUAAAUGUAUCGAGGACGAAGGCAGCAAACUUGCCGCGAGUUGCACGCAUCAGUGUCACUUGAGACGAUAUGCCACAGAUAGCAACUUCUCCUCAGACGAAACUGUGCGAGGUAGAUCUCAUGACGGAAUAUUCCCACUGAGUUCGUCCAGAACCUCAAACAGCACGCUAUUAUCGACUCGACACCCUUCCGGGCCGCUAUUGCGAAAUCCCGGCCACAGCCUCUGUUUGAUCAAGUUGACAUCUGCACCUUGGAUAUUGUAUCGAUUUAUCAGAUCCUCUGCGAUCCCACAGAGGGUCGAACUGAGCGAGUUCUCGUCGUUAGGCCACAAUAUGUUUGAUCCCGGUCCACAAUCGCAUAUGGACGAUAUUGGAGGCAACCUCAAGCCAUUAUCGGUUGGUGUAAAUUCAUCGCUCACAUUCGGCAUCUGCGUUGCUACCGUCGCUACCGUCGCCACGGGAGGCAUAGGCAGCAACGUCGUGGGUUGCUCGGGCGUUGGAUAUGUCAAAGCAGAAUUUGCUGCAGGAGCGCAGCUUGAACCUGAUGAACAACAAGAUUCUGGUUCCCUGGCUGGCAACAAGCUCGGCUGGCAUUGUGUCGGGGUAUCUGGCCCAGCAGGAGAAUGCUGGCUUGACGAAGGCUGGGAUGGCGGUUUCGUCAGUGCCGGAAUCGCAAGUUUCCUCGAUGUCUCAGGAACCGAGCACUGA
This is a messenger RNA of Talaromyces rugulosus, 729 nucleotides long. RefSeq lists its product as uncharacterized. Lineage: Eukaryota; Fungi; Ascomycota; Eurotiomycetes; Eurotiales; Trichocomaceae. The transcript has a single exon. The record is from RefSeq and is a predicted model, not a curated record. The coding region runs from base 1 to 729 and encodes 242 amino acids.